CAUAACGCGCAAAGGCGGAUGCGUUUUUGCCGCAUUCGUUCUCGUUAUAUCGACUUUUUUUAUUAUUAUUAAAUAAAGGCAGGCUUUUUGGAAUCCUGAGCAAAUAUGCAGCCUACCGGCGCCAUUACUCGUCGUUUUCAUGCUUUCUUUAAUCGCCAUCUGGAAGCUCUAUUAAACUACCGGAACAUCCGCCCUGCCGCGACGCUAUUGUGUGAGAAUCAGUCCAGGUCAGGGAUGCUUCAUCAGGACCAACAUCUGGCCUACAGAGCUCAAGGCGCCAACAAUGGCGCCUUUUCACUGCCAAACAGGAAGUAUGACCAAGAUGGCAACUUUAACUUCCUGUCCGACAAAGAUGACUUCCCAGUGAUGAGCAAUGGCGGAAGAGGCGAUGAGAAUCAAAACCAGGAGCGUCCUUGUAAACUGGGACCUCUCGGUCCAAACCCGUCCCCGCACAAAAACUCAGGAGUCCUGUCUCCUCGCUCUCGUCUGCCCUGCUGGAGCACGCUGGAUCCCCUGCCCGAAAUCGAACACGGAGAUGAGGGGUACGGGCGAGUGCCUCCUGACGGGGCGGAGGAAAGGAGGCUGGAGGAAGAGGAAGGGCAGAUGAUGGUGAAGCACAGGGAGAAAAUGGAGCUUCAGAGGAGCAUCUCCAGCCGGCACGAGCUGGAGGAGGAGAUGACGCUGGAAAAUGACGACGAGUGGGGAGACACCGAGUCGGAUUCGGAAUCAGGCGGGAGCAUGUCCUCCCUCAACAUGGAGACCGCUGCCGACUGGAUGGGAGGAUGGGACCGCAAACCGAGCCACCCGGACAUCGACCCGACCAGGAGCAACUACAGAGAAGCAGCCGCCAGGCGACGAAGCUACAGCCGAAGAUCCAUGUCCGGUAGCCACUUGGGAAACCUCAUGGAGGAAGGAGCCGAAGACCAGCACGACCAGUCCACCGAUUCGGACGGCGAGCUUCCCAAGCUGAUGGACGCCGUGUGGACGCUACGGGACCGCGAGAGGUUCAAGGCGCAAGAGAUGGAGAAACACCAGGUGCAGCUGACCAUGUACCGCCGCCUGGCGCUGAUCCGCUGGGUCCGGACCCUGCAGGGCCGCAUCCAGGAGCAGCAGAACCGACUGCAGUCCAGCUUUGAUGUCAUCCUCACGCAUAGGAAGGAGCUGCUGCGCAUGGGCGCCGGCGUGGUUAAUACCGCGCCCGCCACCGCUGUGGGACAAUCGUAGGACCAACGCUCUACUGUGUGCAUGGGAAAAUCCACCUUCAGGUGGCGCUAUAACCCUCAUGUGGAAGAAGCCUGAAGAAAGUCGUUUCAGGAAAAGGCCCGAAAGCUGUGGACUAAAUGAAAAGUUUACUGUUGCUGUUUUGGGUAUGACAUACAGGCGCCUCAUCGUUGGACUCACACGUCCCCAAAAUGUCUACCUGUUUCUUCCUACAUGCACAGUAGGGAUGUACGAUAUUGGCAACUCUCAAUUUCCGACACCGAUAUAUGUAACAUGACCGAUAAUUGUAAUUAUUGGUACUAAUAAUGAUCGGCUAUCCCUAAUAUAAAUAGUAUACAUAAAGGUCUUCUGUUUACAUGCAUAGUGAAACACCAAAAAGUUUUUUUGCUUUAUUUUAAGAAGUAAAAAUGAUUUUUGUUAAUUUUUCUUUAUCUCAAACUCCCCUAAAUAUAUAUAUAUAUUUAAAUUAAAUAUUAUAAAUAUUUAGCAACAAAAUGUUUAUUUUUAAUUACAAACAACUAGACUACUAACAACUACAAUAUGUUUACGUUACAUGUUUUUCUUCAGUGAAAAUGACAUUUUUGUCUCAAACACCGCCCCCCCCCAAAAAAACAAUGUAUUUUAAAUAAAAAAAAAUACUAAACCUCACAAAAUAUUAAAGAAAAAAAUAUAUAUAUUUUUUUAUUUUUGUCUCAAACACCGCCCCCACCCAAAAAAACCUAUUUAUUUUAAAUUUAAAAAAAUCAACCUCACGAAAUAUUUAAAAAAAUAAAUAAAAUUAUUUUUAUUUAUGUCUCAAACACUAAAAAAAUUAUUUGGGAUAUUUUAAAAUUAAAAAGACCUCAUAAAAAUUGGAGUUACAUGUUUUUCCAUUGCGGCACAACAACCCCCACAAUGUUUUUUUUUUUUUUACACAUACAGUAAAAAUGACAUUUUUGUCUCAAACACUGCCCCCCCCCAAAAAAAAACUAUUUAUUUUAAAUAAAAAAACUCACAAAAUAUUAAAGAAAUAUUUUUUUUGUCUCAAACAUCGCCCCCAACCAAAAAAACUAUUUAUGUUAAAUUUUAAAAAAAUUACUUCACAAAAUAUUAAAGAAAUAAAAAAAAUAUUUUUAUUUAUGUCUCAAACACUAAAAAAAAUAUUUGGGAUAUUUAUAAAUGAAAAAGACCUCAUAAAAGUUGGAGUUACAUGUUUUUCAUUGUGGAACAACAAUUGCCCCACAAUGUUUUUUUUUAUACAUGUACACUAAAAAAUGACAUUUUUUGAGAUUUUUCCUUGUCUCAAACACCAAAAUAUAUUUUUAGUUUAGUACUAUUUAGUUUUUUUUGGACCCACAAUGUAUUUGUUGAUAUUCAUGUUGCCAAUGUGCUGUCCUUGAUGGUUAGACAUCCCAUAAUAUGCUGUAUAUAAAGAUGAUCCUGAAAUCUAAGAAUAAAUAUCUAAGUAAUAAUAAGUGUUUAUUUGUUAUGUUGCCAAUGACAAUGUAU
Doryrhamphus excisus (bluestripe pipefish) is the source of this 2709-nucleotide messenger RNA. RefSeq names its product chromosome 19 C1orf216 homolog (gene c19h1orf216). The record is from RefSeq and is a predicted model, not a curated record. Lineage: Eukaryota; Metazoa; Chordata; Actinopteri; Syngnathiformes; Syngnathidae.